Molecule: messenger RNA, 1362 nt
Organism: Acanthosepion pharaonis
Lineage: Eukaryota; Metazoa; Mollusca; Cephalopoda; Sepiida; Sepiidae
Source: the annotation of a GenBank genome assembly
AUGUCAAAGACUCGCCUCAUCGACUCUGAUAGCGACAACAGCUCCCCCCACACACACACCGCAAUACUUUCUUCCUUUUCUUCGUUCUAUACCAGCUUUCAUUUCAGCGUUUCUUUCCUCUUCGGAUUUCUUCUUUGUUUUCUCUCUAAAUACUUUUUUAUUUAUCCUCAUUUUUCCUUUGACACUCCUUCCCUGCUAACGUCGAUCAGCUUUUUAGUUCCUUCUUUCUUUCUUUGCUCUAUCUUUCCUUCUUUGUUUCAUUCUUUCAUUCUUUCUUUCCUUCUUUCUUUCUUUGUUUCAUUCUUUCGUUCUUUCUUUCCUUCUUUCUUUCUUUCUUUGUUUCAUUCUUUCGUUCUUUUCUUUCCUUUUUUUUCUUUGUUUUUUCUUUUUUCGUUCUUUCUUUCCUUCUUUCUUUCUUUGUUUCAUUCUUUCGUUCUUUCUUUCCUUCUUUCUUUCUUUGUUUCAUUCUUUCGUUCUUUCUUUCCUUCUUUCUUUCUUUGUUUCAUUCUUUCGUUCUUUCUUUCCUUCUUUCUUUCUUUGUUUCAUUCUUUCGUUCUUUCUUUCAUUCUUUCUUUCUUUGUUUCAUUCUUUCGUUCGCUCUUUCCUUCUUUCUUUCUUUGUUUCAUUCUUUCGUUCUUUCUUUCCUUCUUUCUUUCUUUGUUUCAUUCUUUCCUUCUUUCUUUCUUUGUUUCAUUCUUUCGUUCUUUCUUUCUUUGUUUCAUUCCUUCGUUCUUUCUUUCCUUCUUUCUUUCUUUGUUUCAUUCUUUCGUUCUUUCUUUCCUUCUUUCUUUUUUUGUUUCAUUCCUUCGUUCUUUCUUUCGUUCUUUCUUUCUUUGUUUCAUUCUUUCGUUCUUUCUUUCCUUCUUUCUUUCUUUGUUUCAUUCUUUCGUUCUUUCUUUCCUUCUUUCUUUCUUUGUUUCAUUCUUUCUUUCUUUCUUUCUUUCUUUGUUUUAUUCUUUCGUUCUUUCUUUCUUUGUUUCAUUCUUUCAUUCUUUCUUUCCUUCUUUCUUUCUUUGUUUCAUUCUUUCGUUCUUUCUUUCCUUCUUUGUUCUAUCUUGCCUUCUUUGUUCUGUCUUUUCUUUUUCUUUCUAUCUUUGCCCGUUUAUUCAUUCCUUAUUCUAUCUUUCUUUUCUUCUCAGUUCACUCUUUCCUUCUUUUGUUCUUUCUUUCUUGCCUUCCUUCUUCUAUCUUAUCUUCUUUGUUCUGUCUUUCCGUCUUUCUUUCCUUUUUGUUCUAUCUUUUCUUCUUUGUUCUCUCUUUCUUUCUUUCUUUCUUUCUUUGUUUUGCCUUACCUUCUUUGUUCUGUUUCUUUCGACCUUGCUUUCCUUCUUGCUUUCUUUCUUUCUUUCUUUCUUUCUUUAA